UAAACAACAAAAAGGGACUUAUACCUCACCCGUCUCUUGAUCUUUGCAGCUUGGCGUAGUUGACUCCUUGGACGGGGUAUUCUACCAGCCCGAAGGACGUGGACGUUGUGCCACCUGAGACCCACCUGAGACCCUCGCAUAUUUCUAUCACCCGUGCCCAGUCAACAGAACGCCACCACCUGUGGGGAUCAAGAUGCUCCAAGCACCAUCUCAAACCUUCAACACGACGCCAAAGAUCACGAGAGGCCAUUCCUGCAUAUUAUGCCAGCAGCGCAAAGUUAAAUGUGAUAGGCAAAAGCCCUGCUCAAACUGUGUUAAAGCAAGGGCUGAGUGUGUUCCGAGUGCACCCCUUCCACCACGCCGAAGGAAAAGGAAGCUCACCGAGAUUGAUCUCGCUGCUCGGCUCCGAAAAUAUGAACACCUUCUACGGACCCAUGGCGUGAAAUUCGAUCAUGAUGAUGAGGCACCUCCAGAAACUGGUGAGCGGUCGCACGUGUCGUCACGCUCCAACGGAGCGGGGUCUAAUGGAUUGUCAAUGAGUGUUGCACGAGCUCGCAAUGCAGAGAGGGGAGCCUUAUUUGCCGACAAGGAGAACUCACAUUAUGUUGAGAAUACGUUGUGGGAAAACUUGCGAGACGAGAUACAGGAUCCAAAAGAUGCUCUCCAUGAAGGAUCAUCAGAAGAUGACUUUCCCGAUCAGGGUGGUUAUCCUACACUAGAAGGAUUUCUUUUUGGGUCGCUUGGAGGACUUUCACAAGAUUUGAAAGACCUCCAUCCUCCACCAGUACACAUCUUUCGAUUGUGGCAGACAUUCCUCGUUAAUGUCAACCCCAUGGUGAAACUGUUCCAUGCACCCACGAUCCAGCAAAUGAUAUUGGAUGCAAGCGGCGAUCUUGCAAACGUGCCACGGCAUACGGAAGCAUUAAUGUUCUCUAUUUACUUCAUCUCGGUCGUGUCUCUUCAAGAUCAAGAUUGCAGGUCAAUGUUCAAUGAAUCGAAGGAAACACUUUUGGCAAAGUAUUCGACUGGAACCCAACAAUCCUUGGCGAAUUCGAGGCUUCUCAAGUCGCUGAAUAUCUUAACUCUACAGGCUUUUAUACUGUAUCUUCUUGGUGUGCGACGAACGUAUGAUCCUCAUUCUCUGUGGAUCUUGAGUGGUGUUGCCGUGCGGAUCUCACAACGUCUUGGUCUCCAUCAUGACGGAGGACACCACCAAAUAUCUCCAUUCGAUGCAGAGAUUCGACGUCGAACAUGGUGGCAGGUGGUCUUCCUCGACGGGCACUCCUCAAAGCUUGCCGGGGCUGGAUUUCCUGCGUGGCUCGCCAAAUUUGAUACAAAAGUGCCGCUGAAUAUCAGUGACAGCGAUCUGAGUCCAGGCAUGACGGAUCCGCCACAGUCGAAAGAGGGAGCUACUGAGAUGUUAUUUUGCUGCUUAAGAUAUGAGAUUGCACAAGCAUUUCGAGGCGCGAAGCCUGGCACCCCAUGCAAAGAGGCUACAGUACUAUCCUGUGCUACCGGUCCUGAGCUGAUACCUGAAAAGGACAGAGCUAUCGAUGACUUAGAAGCAAGAUUCCAGGAGCAUUUUCUCCGGUACUGCGACCCCUCGAUUCCACUCCAUCUUCUCACUAUCUACGUUGCCAAAUCAGUUAUCUGUACCAUGCGAAUCAUGGCGCACCAUCCUCGGCAAUAUCCAGACAAAGGAGCAAGCAUGCCUCAAAAAGAGAAAGACAUGCUCUUCACCGAAUCCCUGAAGGAGCUCGAAUUCGACUCCCUUGGCCAUACAAACAAGUCUGUGCAAGGCUACCUCUGGCACGUAGCAUCACACUUCCAACUCGACCCCUUCAUUUACCUCCUCAGCGAGCUUCGCCAUCGGACCUCAGGCGAGCUUGUCAAUCGUGCGUGGCGACAAGUCGAAUUGUCCUUCCAAAAUCGCCCGGAAAUGAUCAACAACACAAAGAACAGCCUCUACGUCGCCAUCGGCACCCUUGCCCUCAAAGCUUGGCAAAAGCGCGAAGAAGCACAAGGCAACUACCAAAUUCCUCCCCCACGCUUCAUCUCGCUGCUACGCGCCCAACGCAACAUUGCAGAAGUCCCUGAACAGGUUGCCCUGCCUGCUCCACUCCCGAUGGUGAAUCACUAUAUGGGCUCCAAUGGCGUCGCAGAUUAUGCGAAUAAUGUCCCGCAAGGUCUAACAUAUAAUAAUAUAGCACCAGGAGAUACAGCGGAGAUGCAAUGGGCUGGUCCUGAUGCGUUGGGUUUCGAUAUGAAUAUGCCGGAGAUCACACCUGUGGACUGGGAGUACUGGCAGACGCUCAUGGAUGGAGAAUUACCUGCGUAUACAGGGGAGGGGCAGAAUUUCUUCAACUGAAUGAAGCUACCAUCCCAGUUUUUAAGAAGCAAAAAGUUGCAAAAUUGAAUGCGAUAUCUCCCAGCUGUUCAAUCGUUGACAAAGCGAGCACUUCUAAGUACCAAACCCCAUGCACGACUUUCAGACCCAGCACAAAAUCAACGCAAAAGUGACAGAAACUCAUCUCCCUCAAGAUCUUAUGCCCUACCACAGGAAUUUCAACCAACCUUGCUCUGCACCAAAACCACCUUCCACCCAUGUCCCAUAAACUUACAUUUUUCCACUUCGGCGGCUCCCCCGCCUGCAUCAUUUCAACAAUAACAACAACAACACUUCUUUAUCUGUUGUACAGUCAGUGCCAGAUAAGGGUUGAUCUGUGACGGGUCAAGUUUAAUGACCAUGGACGAUUAGUGAAGGGGCGUAGACUCUGGUGCGCAGAAGGGGCCUGCUGUAAAGCAGAUGCAGCAGCUCGUUGGCGUGGGUGAGAGUGGCGGAGGCGGCCGAGUGGGAGGAGGUGGAGGAGGUGUGGUGGUUUCAUGGGCUCGAGUGAGGGCGAGGUUGAUUAUAAGGGCUAUAUAGAUGGUAGUUCUUGUGAAUAUGAAAGCGAUGUUGUGAGUGAAGCUGGUGGCAUUGAUAGGAGCUGUGCUGUGGUUGACGAUAGAAGAGGCAAGGGGGCUGUGGAACCGUUUCUUGCGGAAUUUGUCUCCGGAGGGCUCGAGGAUAGAGGUAUGAUAGAUUUUUUUUUUUUGAAAGUGUUGUCUCGGUUCUGUCCAAGGAUGUGUUCUGCAUGCUGUGCUGUGCUGUUCAGAAAUUGAAGUGCACAGAGGGGUGCAGCACCAGUGCAGCUUACAGUUAUCCUUUCAACUGCCUAGAACACUCUCUUUCAGGAGGCAGCGCUGAAGCGGGUCACAAAAGCUGCCUAUCACUUCCGUAUUUCAGGCGUUUCUCGCUUAAUUACAGGGCACUCCUUCAGGCCACCCGUCCCCGUGAAGAUGUGUGUUUGUUUGCUUUGACAAUUGAGGGGAUAGUGAGUUUUUUUUUGGAGCCGAGGUCAAGAGAUGAAAGAAGCAAGUGAUUAGUAAGAGAGGUUUAAACAUCCCGAAGAUUAUGAAAAGGUAUGGUUUGCCGUUGUAUGCGUGAAGUGAAGGUUGGAAAUUAGAAAUUUUGAGGGUCUUUGAAUUUGGCCU
Molecule: messenger RNA, 3534 nt
Organism: Cadophora gregata
Lineage: Eukaryota; Fungi; Ascomycota; Leotiomycetes; Helotiales; Ploettnerulaceae
Exons: 3
Coding region: 194-2368 (724 amino acids)
Biological process (GO): DNA-templated transcription; regulation of DNA-templated transcription
Molecular function (GO): zinc ion binding; DNA binding; DNA-binding transcription factor activity, RNA polymerase II-specific
Source: RefSeq, a predicted model, not a curated record